AGUCAAUGCCAGUGCCAUAUAUAUAGUAGAAACCAAGUAGUUUUAGGUCGAUACAUACUAAAUCUGACAAGCCAUGGCUAGUAAUUUCAAUUCUUUCAUAUGUUUCUUCGUUGUAUUUGUUGUUUUAUCGGUUUCUCAGAUCUCAACUGCGCAGAACGCUGAGUACUGUGAAGACGGAGCUCCAGUUUUUGGACCUGGUGAUGGCUGCUCUGGUUGUUCUGAAAGAUGCAUGGGAUACUACUAUAGAGACUAUCGAGGAUUCUACUGUCACACUAAUCUUGAAAAAAUAGAUUACUGUAUCUGUUGCAUUCCAUAUCCACCAGAUGAUGAUCAACCAUUUGAUGAGGUACCAACAUUGCCACCAAAGGAGGCACCGACACCUAUGGAGGCACCAAUAAUGGCACCAACUCCAGUUGAAGCUUACGAACCUCUCAAGCCUACACCGAGCCCUGCUGCAGCACCCUUCAAUGCUGAGCUUACUCCGCAAACUCCUCCAUGUGUUCAUCCAGUGGCUCCUACACAAAUUGCUCCGACUGUCUCCCCAGCUGCUGAACCUAUGCCACCACAAACAUCAAGAAGACUAAAAAAGAAAAAGCAUCCUAAAUUCAAUCAUGUUGCUCCCAGUGUUGCACCUGCGACUUCACAAGUUUCCACCAAAUCCAAGAAGCCGAACAGGAAAAAACUUCAUAAAACAAAAGCUGUCUCACCUGAUGUAGAACAUGAAGCUCCACAAGCUUCUUAUGCCGGAAAACUUAGAAAGGUAAAGGACCCUAAAACCAAUUAUUAAUGCUUUUAGCAUAACUUGCGUCUUGCGACACUUAAAAGAAAUUGCUCGCCAACAAUAAUAUGUCUACUGCUAAAAUAAGAAUAUGUGAUUGCUUAAAAUGGCAUGAUUAAAUGUACUAAUUAUGUGUUUGAAGCUGCAUAUACAAACAAAAUCUACCCAGUAUGAAACUCCUUUUAUAAUUCGACCACUUCCGAAUUCCGAUAAGGAUUUGCUUUCCCCUUUAACCACUUUUGAUGAUGAUGCUGGGCCUUGAUUUGUAUCCUUGACCACUGAUUUGCUAUCUUUAGUUUCCUUCUUUAUGUAGUAGUGCUUUCAUUGGAUUGCUUUGC
Papaver somniferum (opium poppy) is the source of this 1116-nucleotide messenger RNA. Its product is annotated as lysine-rich arabinogalactan protein 19-like. The transcript is spliced from 3 exons. The record is from RefSeq and is a predicted model, not a curated record. The coding region runs from base 74 to 787 and encodes 237 amino acids. Lineage: Eukaryota; Viridiplantae; Streptophyta; Magnoliopsida; Ranunculales; Papaveraceae.